GAUGACGCUCAUUGACAACCAAAAUGGCGAUUUUCAUUGCGGAGCCAGAGAACUGAAUUGUAUUUUAUCAAAUUAUAUAAACUAUCCACCUUUCUGGGCUUUCGGAGUGAAUUAGUUGAAUAGCAGAUACGCCACACUGUCUUUCCGUGUAGUAAAAUCAGUGCCAAAGUGAGUGGGUGGAGAGUGAGAGGGGUGUUUGUCUGAAAGUGUGUGUGUGUGCAAGAGACAAUCUUCAAUGGCUCAAAGAAAUAGCGAUAAUUCUCGUUUAUUUGCUUGCGAUAAUCACUUCACCCUUCGUGAUAGUUGUUGAUCUUCCCACUGUGAGAGACACUCGGCCAGAAUGGCCCGCGAGAGGCGCGAGGGCAAAAUGCAGAGCCUGCAGCUCUGCUCUUCCAUCGCAAUAAUUCUGGGAUUCAUCUGUUGCAUAUCGGGCUCCGUGGUGGUGAGCAAGCAGCUGGAGUGCGAGCUCUAUGAUAUACACAUUUGCCGGGAGCAUGGAGAUUGCGAGACAACAAAGAAAGUCUGCGAGGAGGUGGACGCAGACAAGCAGAACCACUGCUAUGUUGUCUGGCAGCAGGUACUGAACGAGACCACCGGCAAACUCAACGUCACUGUGCAGAUGAAGGGCUGCUUCACCCAAAAUGCCGCCUGCAACCAGACAGAGUGCAUCGACUACUCGUACGAGCCCAAGAACAACAUGAACUUCUGCUGCUGUCAGGGAGACUUCUGCAAUCACGAGCAGAAGUGGCUUCCGCAGGCCACGAAGCCCACCGAUCACGAAGACUCAGAUCCUCAGCAUCAGGAAGAGACGGACAAUGUCUACAUCAUUUGCACUCUCCUGGUGGCAUUUCUGGUCAUCACAGGACUGGCGAGUCUGGGCUAUUACUAUCUCAGGAAGCGCACUAAGCAGGCGCACUUCAAUGAAGUGCCCACAAUUGAGCCUGAAGUGACCAGCUCAUCGCCAUGCCUCGCCCUGCGUCCCAUCCAACUGAUCGAGAUAAAGGCUCGUGGGCGUUUCGGGGCCGUAUGGCGAGCACAGAUGAAGCCCGACGAGGUGGCAGUGAAGAUAUUCCCGCAGCAAGACAAGCAAUCCUGGCAAACAGAGCAGGAGAUCUUCAAGCUUCCUCGGAUGCGACAUCCCAACAUUCUGGAAUUUAUUGGCGUUGAGAAGCACAUCGAGAACUCUCUAUCGUCUUUCUGGCUCAUCACAGUCUAUCACAAUCGCGGUUCGCUGUGCGACUAUUUGAAGGCGUACACAGUGACAUGGGCGGAAUUGUGCAAGAUUGCCGAGAGCAUGGCUCGCGGAUUGAUGCAUUUACACGAAGAGAUUCCCGCCACGAAGGGCGAACAGCUGAAGCCGGCCAUUGCUCAUCGGGACUUCAAGAGCAAGAAUGUCUUGCUGAAGCAGGACUUGACGGCUUGCAUUGCAGACUUUGGCCUGGCACUCAUCUUCCAACCAGGAAAACCAUGUGGUGAUACACACGGUCAAGUGGGGACGCGACGAUACAUGGCCCCUGAAGUGCUGGAGGGAGCGAUCAACUUCACGCGCGACGCCUUCCUCCGCAUCGAUGUGUAUGCUUGCGGGCUGGUGCUGUGGGAGCUGGUGUCCAGAUGCUCAGCACACGGUGGGCCAGUGCCAGAAUACACGCUGCCCUUUGAGACUGAGCUUGGAUCGCAUCCGACGCUGGAUGAAAUGCAAGACAAUGUUGUCAUGAAGAAGCUGAGACCACGGAUUUCCAAUCAGUGGAGAACUCAUCCCGGACUGAGUGCAAUGAGCGAUACGAUGGAGGAGUGCUGGGAUCACGAUGCCGAGGCAAGAUUGUCGUCUUCGUGCGUGAUGGAGCGCGUGUCUCAGCAUACGAGAUACCAAACGACUCAAUUGCUCAUCGAGAGCAACACCGAUCCAGCGGACAAUGUAUGAAAAGACUAGAGAGGGACUAAAUCUUGCCGCAGAGACUCCUUCGGCGCCCGAGAAGCCCGGAAUGGUGUGAUGUGAGUGGAUGGAGGGAUGGCAAAUACUCACAUUUUCUUCAUCCUCCGUCUGUGCAAGUGAUGAGGGAGAUUGUUGAAUUUAGAAGAGAGCACAUGAGAGAUGAGGAGAUGAUAAGAGCUAGAUAGAGACGAGAAAGUAAUUACGGAUAAUAAUAUUUUAACCCCACAAAGUGAAUGUUGGUAGAUUGUAAGACUCUACUUAAGCAGAAAAGUUGCAGGAGUUUUUUUUUUAAUACACGUAAGAUUUCGCGUAUGUUUUUUUCCGUCAUGAAAUUGACCCCGAAAUCAACUCUCAGAAAUGCGAUGUGGGAGUUUAGUAGAGAUGACGAAAAUGAAUGGAGAGUAAUUAAAAUGAUUAACGAAUUAACAAGGAUAUAAAAUAUAUACAUAAUACUUUAAUUUAAGAAAUAUUUUAAGAGUUUUGAGGUUUAUCAUUGUAUCUCUACAAUACAACCAAUGCAGAACAUAUUUUUGGAAAACAUGUUAAGAUAUUGACUCUAUUUUUAUUUCUCCGAGAUUUUUGUCAUGUGCCAAAAGAGAGAAAGAGAGAGAGAGUGUGUGUGUGGAAAAAGCAACAAUAUACCCAAGAGACAAAAAGAAAGAAUUAUAAAAAAAAACUAUACCUAAUGUGUAUUGUAAAUAGAAAUUAAAGAAAUUAUGCAGAGAAGAAGAGAUAAAUGUGGUUAAACACUGAUCUUUAUAUUUUAUUUAGAAAGACAAAAUGAAAAUAUAAAUUCACUGCCACGCAAUAGAACUAAAAGAAAAAAGAAAUAAUAGAAAAUCCAGAUUCACAAAAUCUUACUAACAAUGUACAAUUCCAUGGUUUUGAUGGAUAUUAACAGACUGUAGAGUCUCCCGCCAAUAGACGAAUUGUGUGAAAAAUAGUAGAUGUUUCCCCCGAAAUCCCGAGAUUGUCAGUCCCUCCCCUCAAAUCUAACGUUGAACUUAAGUGUAGUUUGAGCUGAGCGAAGGGAGAUCCGAAUGGUGCUAGAUGGAAAUUAUACAUUUUACGUAGUUUUAUCCACAUUCAAUUCAUUCUUCUUCCAAGUAACAUAUCAAGAGUUUCGUCUCGAGUUUAGUUAAGUUUUCCGUACUUUAUUCGACAUUAUCAUUUUUUCCACAUUAGGAAAAGCGAAAGCACAUGAAUUGUAAUUCAUAACUUACCUUAGAAAUGGUUAGGACUUUCCUUAAUUCACUUGAUUCAGGAUCAUUUCAGACACACAUCAAAUCCUUAUCAAUCCUCAAUGUGUACGUUUUCUCCUUUAUUUGAAAAUGUUUUAUGUAAAUACAAUAUUUGUAGGAAAAUAAACCAUAUAUAUAUACAA
Molecule: messenger RNA, 3317 nt
Organism: Phlebotomus argentipes
Lineage: Eukaryota; Metazoa; Arthropoda; Insecta; Diptera; Psychodidae
Gene: put
Product: activin receptor type-2A
Exons: 7
Coding region: 341-1921 (526 amino acids)
Biological process (GO): activin receptor signaling pathway; protein phosphorylation; cellular response to growth factor stimulus
Cellular component (GO): activin receptor complex; plasma membrane
Molecular function (GO): activin binding; activin receptor activity; ATP binding
Source: RefSeq, a predicted model, not a curated record